This is a messenger RNA of Penaeus chinensis, 1585 nucleotides long. RefSeq names its product ribonuclease P protein subunit p40-like. Gene Ontology annotation, cellular component: multimeric ribonuclease P complex; ribonuclease MRP complex. The transcript is spliced from 7 exons. NCBI's taxonomy places the organism in Eukaryota, Metazoa, Arthropoda, Malacostraca, Decapoda, Penaeidae. Gene Ontology annotation, molecular function: ribonuclease P activity; ribonuclease MRP activity. The record is from RefSeq and is a predicted model, not a curated record. Gene Ontology annotation, biological process: tRNA 3'-end processing; tRNA 5'-leader removal; endonucleolytic cleavage in ITS1 to separate SSU-rRNA from 5.8S rRNA and LSU-rRNA from tricistronic rRNA transcript (SSU-rRNA, 5.8S rRNA, LSU-rRNA). The coding region runs from base 338 to 1468 and encodes 376 amino acids.
UGAUCUAUGUUGUAGAGGAAUGAACUGUCAGAAUUGCUGGGAAGUAUUUAAUUUAUUUUUAUAUCAAACUAAUAUCUGAUUUUAUUUGUAAAUACAUCUACUUCCGAGAGUUGUUAAUACCUUUUCUGUAGAUGUAUAUAUUUGUAUCUGUUCAUUACUGAGAUGUAUGUAAGUACAAUAUAUAUAUCCUUUACUUAAAUAUUAUGUUAUUGUUAACAUUUAAACUGAAUUAAUUUACUCUCUUUUUAUACAGUCGUCUUUUUUCAGAGCCUGUAGAUAUUAAAUAGGAAUAUACCAAGGAUUCAGUAAAAAAAAAAAUAAAAAAGGACACAAGAAAAUGCUAAAUCCUGAGGUAAUCAAAUUCCCAGCACCAAAAUCUCAGCUGACAUACACACAUCAUACUUGGGAUGACCCAAAGAGAAAUGUGACUUGGCAGCAUAUUAUUCAGGAUCACACUUUCAACACAAAGGUGGUGAUGCUUCUCCCAGACACACCAAUAGUACCAAAUUCUUUGUCUGACUCCUUUACUGUGGAUGCCCAGCAUUACUUAGUGAAGAACCUUCCUCUGGCAGAAUUUUGCACCCCAGUUUUCCUUCAGGCAUUUCGUCAAAAAGGUCACUUUCAUGCUUUAUGCUGUGACACACGCAUAGACGUAGAUAAUACGGCUGCCAUGACCCCUGAUGGAUAUCUUCAUAUACUUGUUGAUAAAUUUACCUAUCAGGAGCUCCAGUUACAUGGAACUCUUUCAUCUCACAUUCUACGCAAGCCUCAGGACAGAUAUGUCAUCAAGAUUAACACCAAUGAGAAGACCUUCAGACCAGGAAAGUCAUACUAUGAAAGGGUUACUUCUGCUCUUGGCCAUCCUCGGCUAAAAUUCAACUUUUGGAUAACAUGGAAGCCAAAGAAUGGUGAUAUAUGCCCUUCAUCAGUAGCCAAAUAUUUCCACGAUCUUGGAUUUGCUGUAGAAGAACAAUUUCCAGACGUGUAUAAGAGCAUAGCAUCUGAAGUGGCCAUGCCGAGAUUAGACAAGAGCCAAGAGGAUGAAGUGGAGGAACUGGAGCCGGAAGAUCUCUUGGAGUGGAUAGGUUGCCAGUCUUUAGGAAUAAGAUUAGGAACUGACCCAAGUUCUAUGUGUGAAUUAGUGAGGCCAAAGGCAUAUGACAUGGUCAGCAAUGUGAAUGCAGUUCACUGUACUGGAUUUUUCACCCCAGAGUAUAUUGUUUCCCUAGUCAGUACUUUGAGGAGCUGGCUGUUAGAGCGAAGUCCCACUUCUGUCCCUUGGCUUAGUGUGACAGUCUAUGGCCAUCCAGACUCGCCUGUUAGCUGGGGUCACCAGGAACACUCAUAUCGUUCCAAUGGAGACAACUUCUACACUCUUGUUCUGCAAAGGGAUGGUGUCCACGUCUUCAAAGUCUUUGGUUCUACACAACCCCUGAGAAUGUAUCCCAAAGCUAACAAUAAUAAGUAGUUAUAAAAAAAAAUAUUUUCUUCUUUUUUCUUUUCAUUUUCGUCCUUUUUUGCUAGAAAGUAAAAGUUUAUCUUUGAGUAAGAUAAUAUAUCAUUAAAUAUAUUAAAAUAUGAGAAA